AUGGGCAGGGGGAAGCUGCCCCCGGCCAUGGCCCAUGAGGGGGGUUUUGACGGGGAAGGGGACUGUGUGAAGGGCACUGGGGGGGUUUGCUUUCCUCUGCUUCACCUCUUGGUUUUGGCCCAGGUUCACGGCCAAGGAGGAGUCAAGUUCCAGAACUGGGCCAAGACGUAUGGCUCCUGCCCGGAGCUCUACUUCCAGCCCACCUCGGUGGAGGAGGUCCAGGAGAUCCUGGAGAUGGCCCGGCAGCGGGGCAAGAGGGUGAAGGUGGUGGGGGGCGGCCAUUCGCCUUCCGACAUCGCCUGCACCGACGACUUCAUGAUCCAGAUGGGGAAGAUGAACAGGAUCCUCAAGGUGGACAAGGAGAAGCAGCAGGUGACGGUGGAAGGUGGGAUCUUCCUCUCGGAUCUGAACAUCGAGCUGAGCAAGCACGGGCUGGCCCUGGCCAAUAUGGGAGCCGUUUCCGAGGUGGCAGCAGCCGGUGUGAUUGGGACGGGGACGCACAACACCGGGAUCAAGCACGGCAUCCUCCCCACCCAGGUCGUAGCGCUCUCGCUGCUGACAGCCUCGGGGGAUGUCCUGGAGUGCUCCGAGUCCGUCAACGCGGACAUCUUCCAGGCCGCCCGCCUGCACCUCGGCUGCCUGGGCGUCGUGCUCACCGUCACCUUCCAGUGUGUGCCCCAGUUCCACCUGCACGAGGUGACCUUCCCUUCCACCCUCACCGAGGUGCUCGAUCACCUCGAGGACCACCUGAAGAGAUCCCAAUACUUCCGAUUCCUGUGGUUCCCGCACAGCGAGAACGUCAGCGUCAUCUACCAGGACCCCACCAACAAGCCCCCCUCUUCCUCCGCCAGCUGGUUUUGGGAUUAUGCCGUUGGCUACUAUCUGCUGGAGUUUCUGCUCUGGAUCAGCACCUUCGUGCCCAGCUUGGUGUGCUGGAUCAACCGCUUCUUCUUCUGGCUCCUCUUCAGCUCCCGGGUGGAGAACGUUGCCGUCAGCUACAAGAUCUUCAACUACGAGUGUCGCUUCAAGCAGCACGUGCAGGACUGGGCCAUCCCCAUUGAGAAGACGAAGGAAGCCCUGCUGGAGCUGAAGGCCGCCUUGGAGAACAACCCGAAGAUGGUGGCGCACUACCCCGUGGAGGUGCGCUUCGCUCGGGGGGACGGGAUCUGGCUGAGUCCCUGCUUCCAGCGGGACAGCUGCUACAUGAACAUCAUCAUGUACAGGCCCUAUGGAAAGAACGUGCCCCGGCUCAACUACUGGCUGACCUACGAGGGCAUCAUGAAGAAGUACGGCGGGAGACCCCACUGGGCAAAGGCCCACAGCUGCACCAGGAAGGACUUUGAGAAGAUGUACCCGGCCUUCCCCAAAUUCUGCUCUGUCCGGGAGAAGCUGGACCCCACGGGGAUGUUCCUGAACACCUACCUGGAAAAGGUGUUCUACUGACAGCACGGGGAUGGAUGGGGUGGUGCAGGGGACGGAGGAGAAGCCAGCCAUCAGCCCUGGCUCUCAGGACACCCCCAAAGCUCACGGUCCUUGGUGGCUGCACCCCCAGCUCCGGUCUCUGCCCUGUGAUGGGGGCUGGCUCUGAUCUGCGAGCUGGCAGGGCUCUGCGGUGCCUGGAAGCCACUCCUCGUGGUCACUCCCUGUCCCCCCAGGAUGUGCCCAGCCCCAAAUGUCUCCCGUCCAAGCCAACAUCUCAAUAAAGACCUUUC
Molecule: messenger RNA, 1712 nt
Organism: Cygnus olor (mute swan)
Lineage: Eukaryota; Metazoa; Chordata; Aves; Anseriformes; Anatidae
Product: L-gulonolactone oxidase-like
Exons: 12
Coding region: 1-1443 (480 amino acids)
Cellular component (GO): membrane
Molecular function (GO): D-arabinono-1,4-lactone oxidase activity; FAD binding
Source: RefSeq, a predicted model, not a curated record